Phoenix dactylifera (date palm) is the source of this 2752-nucleotide messenger RNA. Its product is annotated as glucose-inhibited division family A protein. The record is from RefSeq and is a predicted model, not a curated record. Gene Ontology annotation, biological process: tRNA methylation; tRNA wobble uridine modification. NCBI's taxonomy places the organism in Eukaryota, Viridiplantae, Streptophyta, Magnoliopsida, Arecales, Arecaceae. Gene Ontology annotation, molecular function: flavin adenine dinucleotide binding.
UUAUUGAAACUGGUCAGAAUCUCAGUCUCCGCGAUAGCAGAGAGAUAGCGGAUAGACAUACUGGGGGCCAUGCUGCUUCGCCUUCGUCCCAUGACCGCCGCGACCACCACCGUCGUCCGCCCCCAUCUUAGCCCUCGCCUUUCUUUCUUCUUCCACUCCUCUCCCUCGAUUCUCUCCUCGUCGCCGAUCGCCAACUUUCGCCCGCACCGCCGGAGAAUCUUCCCGUCGAGAUGGAGUCCUCGCCGGAGUCUCACCACCGCCGCCUCUUCCGCCGGACAAGACUGGAAAGAUCAUGCUGAAACCAUUGAAGAACGAUAUGAUGUCAUUGUAGUAGGGGGAGGGCAUGCAGGGUGUGAAGCUGCACUUGCAUCUGCUCGUCUUGGUGCUCGGACUCUUCUUCUUACCCUCAAUAUAGAUCGCAUAGCAUGGCAGCCUUGCAAUCCAGCAGUUGGUGGUCCUGCAAAAUCUCAAUUGGUGCAUGAAGUAGAUGCUCUUGGUGGUGAAAUAGGGAAGAUUGCUGAUAGAUGCUACUUACAGAAGCGUAUUUUGAACCUUUCAAAAGGUCCUGCUGUUCGAGCAUUGCGUGCUCAGACUGAUAAGAGGGAAUAUGCUAUGGAAAUGAAAAAAGUUGUUGAAAGCACCUCAAAUCUUUUCAUCAGAGAGGCUAUGGUCACCGAGAUCUUGGUAGGCAAGAAUGAUAAUGUGGAAGGUGUUCAGACAUUUUUUGGCAUGAACUUCUAUGCUCCAUCCAUUGUGCUGACAACGGGCACAUUUAUGAGCGGUAAGAUUUGGGUGGGUAGAACAUCAAUGCCCGCAGGACGGGCUGGGGAGUCAGCUUCUCAGGGACUUACUGAAAGCUUGCAGCAUCUGGGUUUUGAAACUGACCGCUUGAAGACUGGAACUCCUGCACGAGUUGACUACCGCAGUGUUGACUUCUCUGGUUUGGAACCCCAGCAUGGUGAUGAAGAGGUCAGUUGGUUUAGCUUUGAUCCUGAAUACCAUAUAGAAAGAGAACAAAUGUGCUGCUACCUGACCCGUACAACAAAAGAUACCCACCAGCUUAUUAGAGACAACUUGCAUGAAACACCAACUUAUGGUGGAUGGGUAGAAGCAAAGGGGCCGAGGUACUGCCCGUCGAUUGAAGAUAAGAUAGUGAGAUUUCAAGAUAAAGAUUCCCAUCAAAUUUUUCUUGAGCCCGAGGGCCGAAAUGUUCCUGAGCUUUAUGUGCAGGGAUUUUCAACUGGUUUGCCUGAGAGGCUGCAAUUAGCUCUCUUACGAACAUUACCUGGACUUGAAAAUUGUUUGAUGCUGAGACCUGCCUAUGCUGUGGAAUAUGACUACUUGCCUGCUCACCAGUGCUCCAGAUCUCUUAUGACAAAGAAGUUUGAAGGGCUGUUCUUUUCUGGUCAGAUUAAUGGAACAACAGGCUAUGAAGAAGCUGCUGCUCAGGGUCUUAUUUCAGGAAUUAAUGCUGCCAGGCAUUCGUAUGGGAAAUCUGUUAUUAUUCUUGAGAGAGAAAGCUGUUUUAUAGGUACUCUAAUAGAUGAUCUUGUUACUAAAGACCUACGGGAGCCUUACCGCAUGUUAACAAGUCGCUCAGAAUACCGAAUACUUCUUCGUGCUGAUAAUGCGGAUAGCCGGUUAACACCUUUGGGACGGGAGAUUGGUUUAAUAGAUGACAGGCGUUGGAAUUUAUACCAAUCUAAGCAAGCUCAUAUUUUGGAGGAAAAAGAACGUCUAAAGGCUGUGCGGGUUUCUGGUGGUGAUUUUGCUGCUGAGGUUUCUCGUUUAUCUGGACAACCGGUCAAAGACUCUUCUAGUCUGGAGAGCCUCUUAAAGAAACCACAUAUACAAUAUAAAGUUCUUGACAAGCAUGGUUAUGGAAACAAGCUUUUGUCCAGGAUUGAGAAAGAGUGUGUGGAGAUUGAUAUAAAAUACGAGGGCUUUAUUGCACGUCAGCGGAGCCAACUUCAACAGAUUCUUAAUCAGCAACAUAGAAGGCUCCCUGAAGACUUGGAUUACCAUUCAAUGAGAACUUUAUCUUUAGAAGCACGUGAGAAACUUUCCAAGGUCAGGCCACAAACAAUAGGUCAAGCAAGCAGGGUCGGUGGUGUGAAUCCUGCUGACAUCACAGCUCUCCUUAUUUAUCUAGAAGCCAGUUGCAGGAAGUCCACUGAAAAGAAAAGGCAGGAGUUGCUGAGAUCCAUUCCAACUGAAGCCGAUGGAACUGGCUCUUCUUUAGCUACAGCUGCACAGGCCUAAAUAGAUGCAUACAUUAAUUUCCUUCAUAUUCUAUCCCCUCUUAUACAGGUGAUCAAAUACAUUUCAGUGUGAUCUCCAGUCUCCUACAAUUGAUGAAACUUAUUCAGAUUAAUAGUUCUCCAGUCACAUUUUAAUUAUAUUUCCUAGCUGGCAAGACCUGGUAUAAUAGCCUGAAUUUAUUGAGUUAUUAGUGACAGGAAAUGCUUGCUUGGUCACCUUGUUUCUGUUUUUGAAAGUCACGUGUACUUAACUAAUGUACAGAAAAGACAGUUAAUCUGUAUUUUUCCCACUCAUUUAUUGAGUUAAUUAGUGACAGCAAAUGCUAACUUGGUCACCUUGUUUCUGUUUUUGAAAGUCACAUGUACUUGACUAAUGUACAGAAAAGACAGUUAAUCUGUAUUUUUCCCACUCAUUCUUUCCAAAUGUAUUUUCCCCUUCAGUGUGCACAAAGCUACAAAACCAUUUAGAAAGCUCCUGUAGUUAAGUUGCU